CGAAUUGUCAUAAUGCAUUCUCUUCUCAUGUCAUAGUGCAACUUUUCCUUUUCUUUGUAUCAAUUAUUUUGUGCAAUAAGGGUCCAUUAAUCAUUUUCUUCUUGGGCUACCUACACUAUAUGCACUUCCACUGCCAACCAUUCAAAAAUAGUACCUUACUGUUAUCCAUUCAUUCUUCAUACAUCUUAAUUUCCUUCAAAAUUCAGCUAUCAAUGGCUGCAACUUUGGUGGGAGGUGCUUUUCUCUCUGCAGCUGUUCAAACCUUAGUUGAGAAACUUGCUUCUAAAGACUUUAUUGAUUACAUCACAAACACCAAGCUAAAUAUCUCACUCUUUAGGCAGUUACAAACAAUAUUACUCACUCUGCAGGCUGUGCUGGAUGAUGCUGAAGACAAGCAGAUCAACAACGUUGCUGUCAAACAAUGGCUUGAUGACUUGAAAGUUACAGUCUUUGAUGCUGAGGAUUUGCUCAACCAAAUUACCUAUCAUUCUUUGAGAUCCAGAAUUGAGAAUACACAAGCUUCAAACAAAACUCAUCAGGUGUGGAACUUUCUUUCUUCUCCUUUUAGAAACAUCUACGGAGAGAUCAAUUCCGAAAUGAAGAUCAUGUGUGAAAAAGUACAACUUUUUGCACAGCAUAAAGAUAUCCUUGGUUUGCAAACUCAAACUUCUAGAGUUUCUCAUAGAACACCUUCAAGUUCAAGGAACAAUGAAUCUUUCAUGGUGGGAAGGAAUGAUGAGAAAGAUGGACUAAUCAGUACGCUCAUAUCAGACAGUGACACCAGCAGGCAUACUAAUUUAGGCGUUGUUGCAAUUUUGGGUAUGGGAGGUGUUGGUAAAACGACCCUAGCACAAGUUGUUUACAAUGAUAUAAAAGUUGAACAACAUUUUGAUCUCAAAGCAUGGAUUUGUGUAUCCGAGGAUUUCAAUGUUGUUAGAAUAACCAAGUCUCUCCUUGAAUGUGUUGUUAGAAAUACAACAUCCGUUAAUUCAAAUGUCUGGGAAAGUGAUAAUCUUGAUAUCCUUCAAGUUGAAUUAAUGAAACAUUUGAUGGAUAAAAGAUUUUUGUUUGUGUUGGACGACAUAUGGAAUGACAGUUAUAUUGAUUGGGAUGAUUUGAUGACACCCUUGAGUAAUCGAGGAGCUGGAAGCAUGGUGAUCAUAACGACACGGGAACAAAAAGUUGCAGAGGUUGCACACACAUUUCCAAUUCAGAAAUUAGAACCUCUAUCUGAUGAAGACUGUUGGUCUUUACUCUCAAAGCAUGCAUUUGGCAAUGAAGACCAUGUUCGCGAUAAAUACCAAAACCUAGAAGAAAUUGGCAGGAAGAUUGCUAGAAAAUGCGGUGGAUUGCCAAUAGCUGCCAAAACACUUGGAGGACUUAUGCGUUCAAAGGUAGUUGAAAAGGAGUGGACUUCAAUUCUGAAUAGCGACAUAUGGAACCUUCGAAAUGAUGCAAUUUUGCCUGCUUUGCACUUGAGUUAUCGAUAUCUUCCUUCUCAUUUGAAAAGAUGUUUUGCUUAUUGUUCUAUUUUUCCCAAGGAUUACCCACUUGAUAGGAAAAAAUUGGUUUUGUUAUGGAUGGCUGAAGGCUUCUUUGAUUAUUUUCAAGGAGAAAAGGCGGCAGAGGAAGUCGGUGAUGAUUGUUUUGCUGAAUUGUUAUCUAGAUCGUUAAUUCAACAAAUAAAUGAUGAUGCUCGUGGAGAAAAGUUUGUCAUGCAUGAUCUUGUCAACGAUUUAGCUUCAUUCAUAUCAGGAGAAAGUUGUGGUAGGCUUGAAUGUGGAUACAUCUCUAAAAAUGUUCGCCAUUUGUCAUAUAACCAAGAAGAGUAUGACAUUUUCAUCAAGUUUGAGAAUUUCUACAAUUUCAAAUGCUUGCGGAGCUUCCUGCCCAUUUACUUCUUACCCAAUUACUUAUGGAGAGCACAAAACUACUUAUCCCUCAAGGUGGUUCAUGAUUUAAUACCCACACUCAAAAGGUUGCGCAUGUUAUCACUAUCAACAUAUAGAAACAUCACAAAGUUGCCAGAUUCGAUUGGCAAUUUAGUGCAGUUGCGGUAUCUGGAUCUCUCCUUCACAAGAAUCAAAAGCUUGCCUCAUACUACAUGUAACCUUUAUAAUUUGCAAACCUUGCUUUUAUUUGGUUGUUGUGAUCUCACUGAAUUGCCACCGAAUAUGGGAAAUUUAAUAAAUUUACGCCAUCUUGAUAUAAGUGGGACAGAUAUAAAGGAGUUGCCUACAGAAAUUGGUGGACUAGAAAACCUUCAAACUCUAACUGUUUUUGUAGUGGGGAAGGGACAAGUAGGGUUAGGUAUGAAAGAGCUUAAGAAAUUCCCACACCUACAAGGAAAACUUACCAUCAAGAACCUGCAUAACGUCAUUGAUGCCAAGGAUGCACACUAUGCCAACCUGAAAAACAAAGAGCGGAUUGAAGAGUUAGAACUGCUAUGGGGAAAACAUAGUGAAGACUCACUAAAUGUGAAAGCUGUGCUUGAUAUGUUGCAACCACCAACGAAUCUGAAGAGCCUUAAAAUUGACUUGUAUGGUGGGACAAGCUUUCCGAGUUGGUUGGGAGAUUCUUCUUUUUCUAACAUGGUCUCCCUUUGCAUCAGUAAUUGUGAAUAUUGUGUGACGCUCCCACCGCUGGGGCAGCUACCUUCUCUCAAGGACCUUGAAAUAUGUGGCACGAAAAUGUUAGAGACAAUUGGUCCAGAAUUCUACUGCAUCCAGCCAAGAGAAUGUUCCGAUUCAUCGUUCCAGCCAUUCCCGUCCCUUGAAUGUCUUAAAAUUCACGACAUGCCAAACUUGAAGGUGUGGCUUCCCUUUGAAGGAAGCAAUUUUGCUUUUCCUCGUCUUAGAACUUUAAGGUUAUAUGACUGUCAUGAACUUAGGAGACAUUUGCCAAAUCAACUUUCUUCCAUAGAAGAAAUUGAAAUAAAAGGAUGUGCUCAUCUAUUGAAAAUACCACCUACAUUGCAUUGGCUAUCAUCAAUAAAGGUAAUGAAAAUAAAAAAAUAUUCAGAUUCUCGAGGUUAUUCUAUAAAUGCCCAACGAACGUUGCUUGAGAGUGAUUCUCCAUGUCUUCUACAGCAUGUAAGGAUCAACUGCUUUUAUGGUGUAUUUGCUUUGCCGAAAAUGAUUCUGAGCAGUACUUGUCUUCAACGCUUGGAACUCUAUGCUAUUCAGUCUCCCUUAGCAUUUCCGAUAAAUGGCCUACCCACUUCAUUGCGGUCACUUGAUAUUGUUAGAUGUAAGAGGUUGGCAUUCAUGCCUGCUGAAACGUGGAGCAAUUACACGUCGCUUGAGAGUUUGUGGUUACGUAGUAGUUGCGAUGCACUUAAAUCAUUCACACUUAAUGGUUUCCCUGCCCUGCAAAGACUUAACAUUACUGAUUGUGCGAACCUAGAUUCCAUUUGUAUUUCAGAAAGUCCUUCACACCGCCCUUCGAGCCUUCGAUCACUUACAAUCAUAUGCCAUGACUCAAUUGAAUCACUUAAAGUCAAUCUUCGGAUGGACACGCUCACUGCUCUUGAAGAGCUGUCUCUUCAAUGUGCAAACUUGUCAUUUUGUGAACUUGUUUGCCUACCUCCCAAGUUACAAUCAAUUAAGAUUCGGUCCCAGAGAACAACUCCGCCUGAAACGGAAUGGGGUCUCCAAGGCCUCGCUUCUCUUUCAAGCUUCAGUAUUGGAGGCUGUGAUGAUAUUGUUAACACCUUAUUAAAGAAGUCGCUGCUACCCAAAUCCAUUGUGUCUCUCUUUAUAACUUAUCUCUAUGAAAUGAAGUCCUUUGAAGGAAAUGGGCUUCAACGCCUCUCGUCUCUUGAAAAUCUCCACUUUCGUAAUUGUCAACAGCUCGAGUCAUUUCCAGAAAACUGUCUCCCUUUGUCGCUGAAAUCGCUUCAAUUAUGGAGUUGUGAAAGACUUGAAACAUUACCAGAAGAAAGCUUCCCUGGCUCUCUUAAGCGGCUGGUCAUUUGGCGAUGUCCCGUAUUACAAGAAAGGUAUAAAAGGCAGGAGCAUUGGUCCAAAAUUGCUCACAUCCCUGUCAUAGAAAUAGAAGCCCAAGUCACAAUAUGAGCCAUGGUAAAGUAAAGAGAAUCGAAGACAGUGAGGCAUGCUAUUAUUGUCAUGAACAUCAAUCUUUUAACUAGUUUUAGGAGCAACUAUUAAUUUUAAGAGUUACUUUCUGUAAUUUAUUUGUUUGAUGUAAUCAGAUGAGUUGUUUCUUUUAUAAUCCUUUUGUUUGAGAUUAGAUUUUGUUA
Lathyrus oleraceus (garden pea) is the source of this 4261-nucleotide messenger RNA. RefSeq names its product putative disease resistance RPP13-like protein 1. The record is from RefSeq and is a predicted model, not a curated record. The transcript has a single exon. The coding region runs from base 120 to 4076 and encodes 1318 amino acids. Gene Ontology annotation, molecular function: ADP binding. NCBI's taxonomy places the organism in Eukaryota, Viridiplantae, Streptophyta, Magnoliopsida, Fabales, Fabaceae.